AAGGACAACGAGUCACCUUUUCAUACCACCACUCUCUCUCUCUCUCUCUCUCUCUCUCUCUCUCUCUCUCGGUUCUCACUUAGCAGCCGGAGUGAAAGUAGCUGCGGAACAAAGCUCUUAACACUGGCAUCUGUCUGCAACUCAUCCAUGGCUGCUUUGCUGCUUUCGGUUCUUGUCAUUGCCAUGGCCGGCCAGUCUAGUGCCACAUGGUGUGUGUGCAAGACAGGACUGAGUGAUGCAGUGUUGCAGAAGACACUUGACUAUGCCUGUGGUAAUGGAGCUGACUGUAACCCAACACACCCGAAAGCCCCAUGCUUCAACCCUGACAAUGUAAGGGCUCACUGUAACUAUGCUGUCAAUAGCUUCUUCCAAAGGAAGGGUCAAUCUCCUGGGACUUGUGAUUUCGGCGGCACUGCCACUCCCACAAACACUGAUCCUAGUUAUGCAGGAUGCCCUUUCCCUGCCAGUGCCAGCGCUGCUGCUGGUGGCACAACCAUGACUCCCGGCUCAACCAAUCCGAGGGGAAACACACCCGCCACGACCACCACCAUCCCCGGCGGCGGCAGCGGCCCUUACUCCGCCACUCCAUCCACCGGAAUCCUUGGAGGCAAUGGCACAGGAACCGGUAUAAAUCCGGAUUACUCAAAUGACACUGGUUUUGGAGUCCGGAACGCGAUUAACAACAUGUUGUUCUGCUUUCUCUUGAGCUUCAUCAGCGGCUUGUGUUCCGUCUUGAUGCUCUGAGAAUGUAGGGUAGGGAUGUCUCUGGGUUUCCAGUGUUGCAGUGGCUAUUGUCUGAAGGACAGUGUUCUGUCCUGCCCUACGUUGUGUUCCUCUAAUCGGUGUCCGAAAAAACAAAGUUUGGAUCUUUUGUGCCCCUCUUAGUGGUUCUGAUGGAUUUAAUUCUAAUAUCUUUAAAGAAAAGAUGUACCCUUUUAAGCAAAUUCUAAGACUCUCUGAAUCGUAAUCGAGUUUGCUUUGGUU
Molecule: messenger RNA, 984 nt
Organism: Tarenaya hassleriana
Lineage: Eukaryota; Viridiplantae; Streptophyta; Magnoliopsida; Brassicales; Cleomaceae
Product: PLASMODESMATA CALLOSE-BINDING PROTEIN 1-like
Exons: 4
Coding region: 148-744 (198 amino acids)
Source: RefSeq, a predicted model, not a curated record